This is a messenger RNA of Botrytis deweyae, 552 nucleotides long. RefSeq lists its product as uncharacterized. NCBI's taxonomy places the organism in Eukaryota, Fungi, Ascomycota, Leotiomycetes, Helotiales, Sclerotiniaceae. The coding region runs from base 1 to 552 and encodes 183 amino acids. The transcript is spliced from 2 exons. The record is from RefSeq and is a predicted model, not a curated record.
AUGGAGACCUCCCAAUUGCACAGGAAGUUCAUGCCUCUCUCAAAAUCUGCCUUGUAUGAUACCAAAUCAGAGACAGUGCUGCUCGACAGCGCUCCCAACACUCCAAUCCACCAACUACAGAUUCUUCUCCCUCCAAGUCCCUUGCGAACGACUGUUCCGAAGAUGUUAGCAACCACUUCAAAGAUAUCGGGAAUAGCAGGAACAAUAACGUACCAACUCAAUCCCCUUCACACAGCAGAGAUAGCGCCCGCUUAUCAACCUCAAGAUAUGACUUCACUCACAAAAUCACGUCGAAAGGUGCACGCCCGAGGGCGGCUAGAGGAAACAAUGUGUAUUACUAUAGAAAGCUACCUAAAGAGACAAGAUCCUCCGCAUAUUAUGCAUUCCGCCUUGACCUUUGGCAUUCUUGAAAAUAAGAAGCCAUCUAUCGUCCAAACCAAUUCACGAACUGUUUUAUACACAGGAAAACAAGCAUAUUCCAACGAGGAAGAGCGAGAAGAAUCUGGGUACGAUUUCAACGACCCAGAUCAACAGCCACCUGAUAAGUAUUGA